CAUGACGCAGCCUAUUAUGCAACGGCUUGCAGACUGGUAUCGCGCUGCUUAUGAGAGGUUGGUGGUGGAGGAGAAGAAGAUUGAUGGGGUGGUGGGUGAGAAUGAGACGGUGGAUGAGGAGGUUGAGGUUGAGGUUGAGGUUGAGGUUGAGGGGGAGGGUUGGGGCGAGGAAGGUGUUGGCGUUUUAUCGGCAGCUACUUUGAUAACAACCUCGUUGCUGAGAGUUGUUGUUGAAAGGUAACAGGAAACAGGUGUUGUUUUUG
This is a messenger RNA of Neurospora tetrasperma FGSC 2508, 263 nucleotides long. RefSeq lists its product as uncharacterized. The record is from RefSeq and is a predicted model, not a curated record. The transcript has 2 exons. The annotation marks the transcript as partial. NCBI's taxonomy places the organism in Eukaryota, Fungi, Ascomycota, Sordariomycetes, Sordariales, Sordariaceae.